GAAACUGCUUUUAAUGGUAAAAGAUGACGACUUCAUGGAGUGAUCGUCUGCAAAACUAUGCCGACCUCCCAGCCAACAUGGACGGUGUGACCAUGAAGAAGUAUCGGCGUGAAGCUCACCACAGAGUGUUUGUGAACCGAAGCUUGGCAAUGGAGAAGAUCAAGUGUUUUGGUUUUGAUAUGGAUUACACUCUGGCAGUGUAUAAAUCUCCUGAGUAUGAGUCGCUGGGUUUCGACCUGACAGUGGAACGCCUGGUGUCCAUUGGAUAUCCACAAGAACUGCUCAACUUUGUUUAUGACCCAUCCUUCCCCACCAGAGGUCUGGUGUUUGACACAAUGUAUGGCAACCUGCUCAAAGUGGAUACCUAUGGGAACAUCCUGGUGUGUGUGCACGGGUUCAACUUCUUGAGGGGGCCUGAUAUCAGAGAGAUGUACCCCAACAAAUUUAUUCAACGUGGAGAUACGGAUCGCUUCUACAUCCUCAACACACUUUUCAACCUGCCUGAAACAUACCUGUUUGCUUGCCUGGUUGAUUUCUUCAGUAACUGCUCCAGAUACUCAAGUUGUGAGACUGGCUUCAAAGAUGGCGACCUUUUUAUGUCCUAUAAGAGCAUGUUCCAGGAUGUCCGAGACGCUGUGGACUGGGUUCAUUUUAAGGGGUCCUUGAAAGAAAAAACGGUUGAGAACCUGGAGAAGUAUGUAGUAAAGGAUCCAAAGCUUCCUCUCCUCCUCAGUCGCAUGAACGAAGUCGCCAAAGUAUUUCUGGCCACCAACAGUGAUUACAAAUACACACAGAAAAUCAUGACCUACCUGAUGGAUUUUUCUCAUGGUCCAAAGCCGGGUACAGCCCACAGACCCUGGCAGUCCUACUUUGACUUGAUCCUGGUUGACGCCCGCAAACCUGUGUUCUUUGGGGAGGGAACAGUGCUACGACAGGUCGACACUACCACAGGUCGGCUGAAGAUUGGCACGUACACCGGACCCCUCCAUCGUGGUAUCGUUUACUCCGGAGGUUCUUCUGACAUGGUGUGUGACUUGCUGGGGGCAAAGGGAAAAGACAUUGUCUACAUUGGAGACCAUAUUUUUGGUGAUAUUCUCAAAUCCAAGAAGCGUCAGGGUUGGAGGACAUUCCUGGUCAUACCUGAGCUGGCCCAGGAGCUGCAUGUGUGGACUGACAAGAGCUCCAUAUUUGAGGAACUUCAGUCUCUGGAGUGCUUCCUUGCUGAGCUUUACAAGCAUUUGGACAGCAGCAGCAAUGAGAGGCCUGAUAUCAGCUCACUGCAGAGACGGAUAAAGAAAGUCACCCAUGACAUGGACAUGUGCUAUGGUAUGACGGGAAGUCUGUUUCGCAGUGGAUCCCGACAGACUCUGUUUGCCUCCCAGGUGAUGCGUUACGCUGAUCUGUACGCAGCCUCCUUCAUCAACAUGCUCUACUACCCCUUCAGCUACCUGUUCAGAGCUGCACACGUACUGAUGCCUCAUGAGUCGACAGUGGAGCACACCAAUGUCAACAUCAUAGACACAGAGUCCCCGCUGGCCACACGAAACCGCCACGAUGUGGACUUCAAGGAAAUGGAAUGCAAGCGACACCAGCUGACCCGAUCUAUCAGCGAGAUCCAGCCGCCCCACUUCUUCCCUCAGGCUCCACAGGAGAUCACCCACUGCCACGACGAGGAUGAUGACGAAGAGGAGGAAGAGGAGGAAGAGGAGGAGUAGAUGGUGGGAGGAGAGCGGAGGAGUGUGUAGAUAAGCUCUGCUCUUACAUUACAGUGCAUCCUUUUUUAAUGCUUCUCAGCUUCAGCUUUUCCUUAGAUCAACAGUCAGCAGGACUGUAGUUUCAGUUCCAUCCCAGAGCUUGUUGAUCCAUUUUGACAUUUAUGUAUAUUUAGGUACUCUGUGUCUACCACUCUUGGACCAGGUCUUGUACACAACAUGGACUACUGCAGAUUCAGGUGGUCUUCACUACAUCCCUGGUCACUGAACCUGUCAACAGAGUUUAUAUUCAUGCCUGUUAGUAGUGUAACAUUCAGGCAUUGGGAUAGAAAACUUCAAAAUGACAAAACAGAAUAUUUUCUAUACAAAGUAGAAGAGAAAUGCUAGCAUUAGCAGGUAGAGCAGCUGUUACAUGUUUGAUCCUCCUGGCUCUGCUGCAUCUGUUUGCAGAUGAAUGUUUCUGCUUUUGUUUAGGUAUCAUUGAGUUCAAUGAAUGGAGUAUUAACACUUCCCUGCACUGCUGCUCACUCUUCUCACUUUAAAACAAGUCUAACACAGAGGUGAAGAACUACACCAAGGAAGCCUUAAGGAAAAAUCCACCCUCAAACUCUGCCACAUUAGUAGUAGUUGUCACAUGCUGUUUUUGGGACCAUAUUUGAGGUGUCUUUUUUUUUCUCACCAAAUGUAGAGAUGUGAUGUUUUGUUGAGGCGACUGCAAAGCUCCUAUAGAAUUCAAGUCAUUAAAAACAUCCAGGGUAGAUGUCUGAUGUUUCUACAUGUGCUGUAGCCUCAGUAGAGCAGAAUUCAGUGCUGCCAUCGUGUCUUAUCACAUCACAGCUUUCAUCACCUCUCUGAGUUCUUGAAAGCGAUUUUGGGAAAUGUAGGAACUAAAUAACAGCACAUCUGAGGGUGGAUUUUUACUUAAAUAGAACUAAACUGUAGUUGAAUUUUAAAACAGUUUUACUCCAGAAGAGUAUUUUGUGUGAAGCAGAGACCAUGUCAUGCCUGCUACAAUGAGGUGAAGUCAACAGGAAAUUGCCAACGCCAUAUCACAACUCAUGCAUAACCCUGACAGGAAACAGAAACUUCACCUACUUUUUCACCCAGUACCCCCCCCCCACACACACACACACACUGUUGUAAAAUAUUUCCCAUAUCCGUCAGAAUAAAAAG
Messenger RNA from Scomber scombrus (Atlantic mackerel), 2885 nucleotides. RefSeq names its product 5'-nucleotidase, cytosolic IIa (gene nt5c2a). The record is from RefSeq and is a predicted model, not a curated record. Lineage: Eukaryota; Metazoa; Chordata; Actinopteri; Scombriformes; Scombridae. Bases 24 to 1715 code for a protein of 563 amino acids. Gene Ontology annotation, molecular function: 5'-nucleotidase activity. The transcript has 17 exons.